ACCAGCGCUGAGAGAGUGAGGAGGCUGCGUAUCGAUCCAGCUCUCAGCCAUUGCAGUGAAUUGGACUACAUACGAGAUCCAGGCAGCCUCGGUGGCCGGCGCGCGUGUGUUUGUGGCGUGUGUGAACCGGGAUCCUUGUCACGGGAAAUCAUCCAAAAUGGGCAAAGGUGAUCCUAAAAAGCCAAGAGGCAAAAUGUCCUCAUAUGCCUACUUUGUGCAAACUUGCCGAGAAGAGCACAAGAAGAAACACCCAGAUGCUUCAGUGAACUUUUCAGAGUUCUCAAAAAAAUGUUCAGAACGGUGGAAGACUAUGUCUGCUAAAGAGAAAGGAAAGUUUGAAGAUAUGGCACGAGCUGACAAAGUUCGUUAUGAAAGAGAAAUGGAAAGUUACAUACCACCUAAAGGAGAGACGAAAAAGAAAUUCAAGGACCCAAAUGCACCAAAGAGGCCUCCCUCAGCAUUUUUCUUGUUCUGCUCUGAGUAUCGUCCAAAAAUCAAAGGAGAACACCCUGGCCUCUCUAUUGGGGAUGUUGCAAAGAAACUCGGAGAGAUGUGGAAUAAUACUUCCGCAAAUGAUAAGCAACCGUUUGAAAAGAAGGCAUCCAAACUGAAGGAGAAGUAUGAAAAGGAUGUUGCUGCAUACAGAGCUAAGGGGAAGCCUGAGGUAGCCAAAAAGCUAGCUCCACCUAAGCCUGAGAAAAGCAAGAAAAAGAAGGAAGAGGAAGACGACGACGACGACGAGGAUGAUGAUGAAGAGGAUGAAGAUGAGGACGAGGAAGAGGAUGAGGAAGAAGAGGAUGAUGAUGAAUAACCCUCUUUUAGAUCAGUUCUUGUCUAUAAAAGCAUUUAACCCCCCUGUACACAACUCACUCCUUUUAAAGAGAAAAAAAUUAAACAUAAAGCUGUGUAAGAUUUGUUUUUAAAAUGUACAGUGUCUCUCUCUUUUUCUUCUUUUUUUCUUUAUUUCUCUCUCUCUCUUUUUUUUGUAUAGUUAACACACUACCGGACGUGUCUUUGGGUAGCCCUGUCCUUCAGUGGUAUCUCAGUGGCCGCUAACCUUGCCUAGUACAGUGAGGGGGUUGUAAAUUGGCAUGAAAGUUUAAAGCAGGUUCCUUGUUGGUGCACAGCACAAAUUAGUUAUACUUGCAGAUGUAGUUGGUUACUCAUUUUCAUCAGUUGUCUGCAUCAAAAAAAAUAAAUAGUUGAUCUGUUAACUUAAAUACCACUCUGUAAUUGCAAAAAAAAAAAAAAUGUAGCUGUUGACAUUCUGAUUGCUUCUAAGUAAAUACAUUUUUUUUUAAAAUUAGUAUUGUUGUCCUUUUAAUAGAUGCCCUUGUAAAGUCUUUCUUUCUGGAAAGCAUAUUCUCUCUGUUAUGCCCUUUGGGGAUCACAUAAAAAUGGCAUUUUUGUUUCUUCAUUCCUAUAAGCUGAUACAAGAGCUUUGAUCUACGCCCUAGAUAAUCAUGAUAGGGUAGGAAAUAUAUACAGGCAUAUGCAAAGCGUUGUGUGUUUUUUUCCCUUCAUAUAAGAGGCCACUUUUUUUUUUUUGAGAACCCUGUUCUUAGCCAAUCUGUAUUUGCUCAGCUUUUGCUUACAUACAAUAUUCUACUGAUUUGUGUAAAUUUACCAGUUUCUGAGGGCUGAGGAAUAUAGAAUUCAGUUCAGUAGCAUGGAAUAAUUCCAGGGGAAAAUAACUUCAAAUUUGUGUCCUUGGAGGACCACUGAGAGUAUAUUUUCAUUUUGAGCUGUGAGGGAUUUACAUAUGUGACUCCAUUGGCCAUAAUGAGAGUUGUAUUUGCAAAUACCUGAAUACAGAGGUGAGUGUACCCUACCUAAGCAGGUAAUGUCAAAUGCUAAAAUUACUGUAAUCCUUUUAGGAUACCAUGUCAAGUAAUAGUUGUGGGCUUUAUACAAUGACCUCUCCUGGUAGUAAAUGUCCCACAGGAAAAUAUUUUACUUUGCUAAUGUUUUCUAUAAGUGGUACCAUUGUUCAAUCUGUAUGAAUUCAUGCUUUCAUAACCAUAGUAGUCCUAGACUAUCCCAUUUUCAAAAUUUUAUAUUGUCUCAAAAGUCAGAUGAGAUGUAUCUUUUUCUGUUAGUCUUUUUAUAAUGCAUUCUUGAUAUUUGCCCAUUUUGUAAGUUAAAAUUAGCUGUAUAGGGAAAUUACUUUUUCCCCAUAUAGGUGUGAGAUGUAACAUGGUAUUCCAAUGACCUCUGAUUUGAUAAAAUAUAGGUUGCUUUGAAAACCAAAGUUAAAAGUUUGUGCACAUUCAGUAAAAGUGCUGGCAAUUAUUAACUCUCUUCACAUUUACCUGCGGACUAAUUUGGGAACUGAUUGGCAAUUCUGUAGUUAAAAAUUAUGGUUCUCAUGUGCCAGUGUUUAAAGAUAGCAUUCUUGUAACUUUACACACUUUUUUGAUGGAGUAUUGUUUUGUUAUACGAUUUUGACUUUUACGAUUCUUCAAUUUUGCAUUUGUUUAUGUAUAACCUCAGGAGAAUACUGAACAUCUGAUUUCCUGGUUGAUACUAAUAAAACAAUAAUUACAGAGGUUUUA
This is a messenger RNA of Podarcis muralis (Common wall lizard), 2555 nucleotides long. It is a transcript of the gene HMGB1, whose product is annotated as high mobility group box 1. Gene Ontology annotation, cellular component: nucleus. Gene Ontology annotation, molecular function: DNA binding. Lineage: Eukaryota; Metazoa; Chordata; Lepidosauria; Squamata; Lacertidae. The record is from RefSeq and is a predicted model, not a curated record. Gene Ontology annotation, biological process: regulation of transcription by RNA polymerase II.